This is a messenger RNA of Fulvia fulva, 3657 nucleotides long. RefSeq names its product Methyl-CpG-binding domain protein 4. Lineage: Eukaryota; Fungi; Ascomycota; Dothideomycetes; Mycosphaerellales; Mycosphaerellaceae. Gene Ontology annotation, biological process: base-excision repair. The transcript has a single exon. The record is from RefSeq and is a predicted model, not a curated record. Gene Ontology annotation, molecular function: catalytic activity; DNA binding. Gene Ontology annotation, cellular component: nucleus. The coding region runs from base 1 to 3657 and encodes 1218 amino acids.
AUGUCGACCAACACCACAAACAACAAGCGCAAAGCACCCCCCACCUCAUCCAACAAUCCUACUAGAGAUGAACAUGAACAUGAAUAUGCGAACAAAAGACUCAAACUCACGAAUCAUGCGCAUCCGGGACGGACGCCGGUCCUCCACAGGACUGGCGAUGGCGUCGCGAAAUCUUUGGACUUCAUCGACUUCGCCACUGUGGUGGUCGACAGUAUUACGGCGGGUCAUGCACCUGAUAUUCUGACUGCGAAGGGCGCGAGGAAGCGGUGGAGGGAUGAGAUGAAGGCACGGGCAGUGGAGGUGCAGAGGGGGAGGGAUGGUACGGGUCGAGGGGAGGAGGUGAAGCAGGUGAAGGACAGUAGGAUCACUCUUGGUGAGAAGAGGCCCGCUCUGGAUGUCGGAAUGAUUGCAAGAACUCGAUUAGCGAGGCCACCAGUCAAGGAGUGGCAUGUCACCGACGCACCGCCGCAAUGCGCCAUCAAACCGGACCCAGGCAUAAAGGAAGAAUCGGAGGAGGUCAAGCAGGUGAUGGACGGUAUACCCACCGUUGAAGAGAAAAGGCCCGCUCUGGAUGUCAAAGUGCUUGCAAGAACGCGGUUGGCGAGGCCACCAGUCAAAGAGUGGCAUGUCACCGACGAACAGCCCCGGCGCGCCACCAAACCGGACCCAGGCAUAAAGGAAGAACCGGAGGAGGUAGCUCCGACUGUCGACCAGGUAUGUGUCGAUACUCGGGAGCACAAGAAAGCGCCGGAAGCUACUAUAGCCACUGCACGGCGAUCAGAGCAACGUCGCCCUUCGCCACCUCGGAGAGUGUUACCCACCUACAGGCCUCCGGGCCUGAAAAAAUUCACCGACCUUCCACUUCCCAACAGAGGCCCUCCCCAGCUUGACGACAGCGAUGACUCAAGUGAGAGCGAGAGCGACAGCAGCGAUGACGAGGAUGAGACAGCCAGCAAAGCGCCUGUACAAGGGUCGGUCUCUGAGAGCUUUGCAGAUCGCAUAUUCACCACCGAGAAGGAAGAUUCCGAUAGACGCUCGGGCGAUACGCUGGAUCUGGUAGAGUCGAGCAAUUCCCGCGAAGAGAAUGGCCAAACGGAGAUACCGGGCAAACAGCAAAGUGAGCGACCACUUGGGAGCUCAUAUGGAAGCAUUUCGAACCAUGCGUCUGAAUUUGGCGAGAUCGUCUGUAUAUCAGAUGCAGGCAAAGCACGCAAUGCCAAUAUCGAGCAACCUGCGACUUCGUCAUCUCAGCCGAAGUCCAGUGUGCCAAUGGAUGCCGCGCUUCCAACGCCGCUUGCUACUCCAACAGGUACGAGCCACGAUCACAGCAAAUCGGCAUCGCAGCAAACUGACAACGCCACCAAGAAAACGAUGCGCACUGGAAAGGCUGGUUCAAAGCGCUCUGGCCGUGGUCGUUCCUCAGCCAGGAGUGAUACCCUCGCUGAGAUUUCGCCCGACUGCCUUCGCACGCGCCAAGAGUUGUUCGCUACUGACGGAGACUCCGAUGAUGUUUACGACGAUAUUGAGGAUGUGACCGAAGACCUCCUAAGCGAAAGCCUACUCUCCAUGGACCAGUGUAAGCCUCCGAACUCCCGCGACUCUGCUUGUGAGGUUGAUCUGGAUAUGCUUAUGACUGCUAAUGAUAGUGUUGGCAAAGUACCGAGCGAGAGAGACGCUGUUGUCAUGAUGGUGCAUGAUGAUGGGAGAUCGUUCGACGCAUGGGCACUAGACGAUACGGAUGUAAUGCAAGCUAUGUAUGAAGGACGCGCAGAUGGAGGGGCACUGCAAGAUGCAGAAGGUGCUGUUGCCGAUCAAGUCAUGGAUGAUGCGGCUGUCAAGCUGGAUCUUUCGCGGACGAGCAGCUCGUUGUCGAGUACCUUGAGUGAACUGGGCCGAGCGCCAACGCCUCCGACCGUGGAUGUACAAGAUACAGAGAUUGCGCCUGCCAUUUCCCCUGAAGCCUCUGCGAACAGUGAGGCAGCCAUGCCGGUCUCCUGUGAUUCUUCGAAAGUUCUUGUACCUCUAAGGCGAAAGAUGACAGGGAUAUCUUCGAAACACUUCUCGCCUGCCAAAAUAACAAAGACUACGAAUUUGGACAGACUGAACAGGCAGACUCCAAUGAAAGGUCGUGAAGCAGUCGUGGCGGCAGACACCGAAAGUCCCUUGACGGCGCUACAAAAUGCACUUGACCGACAAGUCUUUCCAAGCGAAGAUGUUGCAGCGGAUGAACAAGCCGAGUCUGCCAACAAUCUCCUCGAAAACUCUGAGUCUGUUAAUGCUAGCGUUCCGGUCAACAACCCCGCCGCUGGGACAAGCAAGAGAAAGAAGUCUUCGAGACGUAGACAGAGGAAAGUGGACGAUGUUGGGGUGAGUACCAUCGUCGACGAAGAUCAAGAAUACAAUCAGUCUGGGACGCAAGCAGACAACGUCAAAACACCAGUCAGACAGACCAGGUCCACGGUCAAGACUCCUGCUUCCAAGCGCAAGUCCACAGGCAAGAUCAGCGAGCACUUCAUCACAGACCGCGUAGACCUGUAUAACACAACUGCCGGAGGCGGACGCAUACCGGCCGGUACAUCACGAGCUCCCGUGCCACCCAUUGAUGCCACCAUGUUUGGCCUCAUUCAAGAGAAGAUCUGGCGCGAGCCCUUCUGGCUAAUCAUAGCAGUAACCUUCCUCAACAAGACCGCCGGCAGAAGCGCCGUACCUGUCUUCUGGAAGCUGAAGGAGAAGUAUCCCACCUGCGAAGCCCUCGCCGAGGCAGAUCAAGCAGAUCUCCUCGAGAUGGUACGCCAUCUAGGACUGCAGAACCAGCGCUCCAAGCGCCUCAUACAGAUCGCCAAAGCAUGGACCGCUGAUCCUCCUGUGGCUGGAAAGCGAUAUAGAACGCUGAACUACCCCACUCAUGGAGACGGCAAAGCCUCCACCAUCGCAAACCUCGUGGAAGAAGACGCCGAAGACUGCGCAGGUCUUCUUGAAAUCGGCAACAUCCCAGGCUGUGGGCAGUAUGCGUACGACAGCUGGCGCAUCUUCUGCCGUGAUCAUUUGAGGGGCGUGGCGGAUGACUACAAUGGUACCAAUGCCAAGAUCCAUGGUUUCGUGCCGGAGUGGCAGAGAGUUUUGCCUGAUGAUAAGGAGCUUCGUGCUUGUUUGAGGUGGAUGUGGUUGAGGGAAGGGUGGAUUUGGGAUCCGCUUAGUGGGGAGAAGCGGCGUGCUUCAGAGGAGGAGAUGGAGAAAGCGAUCUUGGGUGAGAUGGAAAUUGAGGAUCCGCAGGAGAGAAAGUUUGCCGCUCAGGCUGCGGGCGUGGAGUCUUCUGCGAAGAAGGUAAAGAGAGGUGGUGCGGAUAGAUCUCUGGAGGAGACACCUGCGAAGACUCGUAGCAGGCCAUCUGCCAAUGACGAUCAGAUUGGAGCUGAAGUACUUGAGGACGUCUGUCUGGAAAAUGACGCGAGUGCCAUCGAUGUCGCACCACCGACCAUCGCAUCGAGCGAGGCUGCAUCGAAAGCUAGAAGGCCUGACGCCCAAGCAUCUAUUGAAGAGUCCAAAGCCAAACAUCGAAAGCGUGGACGGCAGAGGAAGAGCAUUCCGGUCCAUGCUUCGGAAAGUGCGAAACCCAGACGAUCAGCUCGACACCAAGUGAAGAAGUCGUCGACAUGA